This is a messenger RNA of Paramuricea clavata, 12107 nucleotides long. Lineage: Eukaryota; Metazoa; Cnidaria; Anthozoa; Malacalcyonacea; Plexauridae. The record is from the annotation of a GenBank genome assembly.
AUGACUGACUUGUCAAUGUGAGAACUAAUUAACAGAGUAACGAAGGUAAUAAUUAUUGUUAUUAACCAGUGCUAUCACCCGACCGGAAAUGAGUUCUUCAAGCGAGAGUACGAGACGUGAUGACAACAAUGAAAGGCUGAGCACUGACAGUUCCGAUAUUGGAGGCGAAAUGGCGGAAAUAAACUACAAAGUACGGCAAGAAAGUGGACAAAAUACAAGCAUGUCGCCAUCAAGACCCUUGUCAAUGAAAUUGUUCGCUUCUUGGGAAGUUGAAAGCAGUUCUUCAAGCUGUGUGCCACGGUGAGUGUUCAUAAUUAAGAUGUGGUUUGAAUGUGGUUUGAACAUUUAUAUGACAUUGUGAUCUUAGCAGGUUUUUGAAAUAAGAAAUACUGAUUACAUUAGUUUCGCUUCAUUAAAGAGAAAGAAAAGACAGUUUUGUGAUGUUUAGCUGUCGGUAAAAAUAAGGCGAUAAUAUAUUUGGUUCAAGGUGUUGGUAUAAUGUAAUGUUUAUAUAUGUCGGAAAUGAUUUGUUCAGUGUUUAUCCAUCUUUAUCGUUUACAUACUAUAAAAUGGAGUUGAAAUAUUAUCUAAAUAUUUCAUGCCGUUUAAUAUGUACCGUAUAAUGGCGUAUGUUGUAGAAAAGGUGUUUUUAAAUGUUAAAAUUAAGUGUUCCCACACUUUUAUGAAAAUUGGAGGCCCGAUCGACUUUUAACAUCUUCAUUUUCAGUUAACAUAUUAAUAUUAACUUAAUCAAAACACAAGUACAGAUGGAUAAAACAAAGGAACAGCUAGUUGAAAGCUGAUAAAUAUUGUCAACAUAAUCUAUUUUAUGAGGACUGACAGUCUUGAGCAAAUAGCCUCAAGUUUUUUCAAUCAUUAUUUCAAUACCUACACAAGCAAGCUUGCAUCAUGCUUUCUGCAUCAGAGUCAAUAAUCAAUAAAACGCACAUGCAGAUAAAGAAAUCCUGACACUAUGAUUGAAUCUUGAAUAAUGGGUGUAUUGAUGUACGAAAGAAGCAGAAAAUGUUUUUUCACACAAGCUAGGCUGGGAGCCCAAUCACAGAGUAGAUACAAAUACAGAAUUAUAACUAGUGUACCCACUUUUUUGUGCGCAUGCUUGGCAAGUUAUUAGAUGCAUCCCCAUUGGAUGGAGGCUUGCUUUAACUGCUUGUGGAACUUGCCGAGCAUGCGCAGUUGGUCAUUUUUUGCCCAGCCGCCUGAAAAAAGUGGGUACAUGAAAACGUAAUUUUCUGCAGUGUUUACGACGGCCAGUUCCACCUCUGUAUGUAUCUACUCUGUGGCCCAAUUAUAAGCUAGCACAUGUUGUUUCUGCAAGCUUGACUAGCUGUAUUAGCUGUUGGUGUUUAAAUAUAUGUCAAGGGUUUUGCAGCAGAAUGGCUGCAGCAGCUUCCAGCAGUGUGUGAGAAAUACAAUUCACAGUACAUCCUAUUUCUUUGAUGUACUAUAGUGUGAAUGACAACAUAUGCUAACUCUGAAUAGGGACUUGUCAACAUUCAACCUGGAACACAAUUCUAAUCAUUUUCCUGUUCAGAAUUGACCAGAAAAAUUCUGACACGAAUAUAAAUAUGACUAAAUUACUUCUAAACACAAUAAAACUAAUAAACAAAAGUGAAUAAAGUAAACAGUUUAUGGAAUUGAAAGGUUUACUACAUUUUUAAAUAUUAAAGAAAAAUAAAUGAGUUAUUUUGGUAAUUUAUAAGUCCCAAGAUUCAAGGAAUUUGGAAUUUCAAGCAAGUCUGAAUCCUGUAAAAGGGCAAACUUUGACAUCAAAAGUGCUCUAAUCCACUUGAAAUAUUGAAGUUUGUUCUUAAUUUUCAGUUUGUUGCAACUGCCUCCAGACGAUGAUUGAUACACUAUAAUCUCCGGACCAUGAUUGAUACACUAUAAUCUCCGGACUGGAUUGAUACACUAUAAUCUCCGGACUGGAUUGAUACACUAUAAUCUCCAGACUGGAUUGAUACACUAUAAUCUCCGGACUGGAUUGAUACACUAUAAUCUCCGGACGUCAUGAUUGAUACACUAUAAUCUCCAGACUGGAUUGCUGUCACUACCUAGCAGACAUCUUGAAAGUCUUCACUAAUAUAUUCAAAAAAUUAACAAUUAUAAUUUGAUGUUUUUGGAAUAAUAAAUAAUAUAAUUGUGAAUUGAAUUCUGCAUCAUUUCCUCAUGGUUAACCCCAGAAUUUCUCCAUGUCAACUGAUGAUUGCAAAUGCAUCCUGUUUCAUCACAUACAAUCUGUGAGAGUCUUAGUCGUGAGACUAAGGCAUACACCUAAACUAAAGUAAAUGGCAAACCAGCUUGCUGCAAUCUGUUUGCAUAAUUUCCCAUUCAAUUGAAUGCUUUGAUGAGUUUUAUUUGUAAACAUUAUUCAAAUUUCAAAUAUUUCAAUGUGUUUCCAGAUUGAGAUGUGCUCUUUAACAUAUUAUAUCUUUUUUGCUUGUUAUUGUAAAUGUACAGUAUAAUAGAGUAAGUGACAUGUUUUUCUGGUCUAUUGACUUAUUGUCUACUCAACAAACGGAAGAACAAUGUUUAUUGUCUCUUCAUGGCUUUGUAGAUAAGAACCCAUUUCAGGUAUCCAUGACCCUAUUGAACCUUACAUUGUUAUUUUACUGAGAGAUUUUCUCACCAAAGGCAAGGGAAAGUAUUGGGGGUUAAUGGAUUAGCCAGACAUAAUCUAUUUUUUUAUUCAGUUAAUGCAAGCAAAUUGAUGCUAAUGGCUAACCAGACUCUGCUCAUGCCUUUGUUAAUUCACAGGCCUUAAAAUAUCUUUUCCAGAGCCGUCUGACAAAAUGUCCGGUGACGUUGAGUUUGGGUCGGACAUAUGUCCGAUGACCUUCAAUUCAGUUUUGACUCGGAAAUAAGUCUGAAUGACACAAAUUAAUAAACAGUAAAUGUUGUAAAGAUAUUAAAUAAUUUGUUUCUUUCAUACUUAUUUCCAAGCCAAAAUUAACUUGCUUGCCAGAACAGCAAUAUUAAAAAAGACUUGGCAGCUUAAGACCGUUUUCCACUUCACCAUUUCGGUCGCCGCCCCGCGCUCGACUACGUUAAAACAACAUUUCCAGUUCACCUUUUACACAAUAGUACUCUGAUUUUCCAUUUAACACACAAGCCUCUAGUCCUGGGCUAGGGUACAUUUUGAUUUACGUAGGAUAAAGCUACAGGUCGGUCGGACACCAAUACACUCGGGUCGGACAAACAAUAAACCUCAGUUUCACUUUGGUCGGACAGAAUGUCCGGUGGCUUCCUCUCUACGUCGGACAAUUUCACGAAUGGGUCGGACAAUGUCCGUGACCGACCGAUAUUUUAAGGCCUGAAUUCAUGAACUGCAUAUGCCCUAAUGCACUCUGUCGUAUGCCAAAUGAUUUUCGAGAAGAAGUUUUGGGUUUUGAGUUUGGUAAAAUUCUGAUAACAAAUUUAAGACCCAGCAUUAGUUAAUGAACACGUACCCACUGCUUGUACGGCUAUGUUUUGGUUUUGUUAUUUGAUAAAGACGUGUAUUUUUUAAAGUUACCAUAGCAGCCCAAAAAUGAGUGUUAAAAUGCAUCGAGUCUACUUGGGCUGCCUAUGAAGGUACACGCAAAUAUCAUUUUGCAACAUUCACGUGUCGACAUCAUAUCAAUCCGUUACGUAUUGAAAUUAAAAAGUUACGUGUUUGGAUGAAAAGGUCACGUGUUUGAAAGGACAGUUAUUCCAGGACUACAUCGAUAGCAACGUCGCGCUCAGACCUUAGACUUAAUAUAGACGAGAUUAUUCUCUGUAUAUGGCGUCAUAUCAUGAAUGUAUUGUAGUGUAUACUGUCUUUCACUGGCGGCUGCUGCUGUUACAAAAUACUUCUUUCUUGUGUGAGAUAUAAUUGAAUGUUGAUAAUUAAUUCAUGGUUGUAUAAAAUAAUCCGAUCACAUCCUUUCUAUUUUUCCAUCUGGCAAACUUGUCCUUACUGUAAGAAAUAAGAAAAAACUUUUCUUAAAACGUGCACGUUAUUUUGAUGAUAAAAUAUAUUUAAUCAAUUUCAAAUAUCUAUUCUCAUGAAUUAUUUCUUACAUUUCAUUAUUCAUGUGGUGCAAAUCCCUAUUAAUUACAGCUUUAGAACGUAUAAGUAGAACUUUUUUGAGAGAAGCAUCGCUGGGACGGCCCGAUACUUGGCUGUGUUUGCGCCAGUGCUCUACAACUGUGACGUUUGCUUCGAAGAAAUGUAUAUACACGUUGUAUACUGUCAUUAACAGUUUUGAAUAAUUUUGAAAUGAUCUGAACGUAUUUUCAAUCUAGGCAGAUGAAUUUUGACUUGUGCAAGGCAGGUGUUCUUGUGUUGACCUUCUGCCUUGCAUAGAUUAUCAUGCGCUACUCACUUUGUGCCCAACCAAAACAUACCCAUGAUCAAUAAAACAUGUUGCAAUUUAUUCAAAUCCAGCGAAUGUAACAAUUGGUAGCGUCUUUUUCACCAUGUAAUUGUUCGUUUAAAAGUGAAUGUAUUCCUAUCUUCAUACCGUCGUUGUAUCACUAUUCAAUAAACAAUAAAAUCAUGUAAGGUGAAAUAUGGCGAUCAAUAAUAAACGACUUUCACAAUCUUAUUCCAUCAAGGGAGAGUAUAAUAUACAAUGCAGGUAUAUAUAUAUUGUUUUUAACCGGCUUGGAAGGCAGAUCUGAGUUAGAUAUAGCAGUUAUAUCUUUGCUAUUUUAUUUACCUUUGACAAUCUGUGUGAGUUCAUAUAUGAAAUGAUUGUUUACAAAUACUUUAAGAAAAUAGACUUUAAAUAUCUCUAGUUUGAACGAUGCUGCAUAUCGUUUCAUUUCCAAAUACUUGCGGUAAUACAAGAUAUGAAAGGCUUAAUAAUAAUAAUAAUAAUAAUAAUAAUAAUAAUAAUAAAGCUAGCUCUGCAUUUAUCUUUUUUAACUUAUGGCAAAAUACUUUCCUGUGCUCUACGGUGAUUUCCUGUGAAGAUGAACUAACGGAUUAAGAGAUUAAUAUCUCAAAAGGGAUUUCUUUACCAAUUUCCACACAUUCGUCUGCAAUGAAAAUAGCAUUAAAACGAAACUAUUCAAUCCAAUCUUCAGUUAAUCUGUCAGUGAUAAGAUAUAAGCUGGAUGUGUAGAGCGGUGAUCUAAAAACACGAAGAUGCAAAUCUAGACAAGGAAUUUUUCGUUAUUGCUUGCAGUAUUCCAAAACAAUGAUGUUAUUCCUUCAACAUGUCAGUGAGCUAUAAUGCUGAUUGAAAUAAAAAUAAAACUAUUAAAUGUAAAGUAACUCCUAAUGUAUUUUGUAUGUCCUAUUUUCUAUGUCCUAGGUUAUUUUCUGUGAAAUUAACUCGCCUUCAAAUCAUGAAAAAGAUGGAGACCAGUCUGAAUGAUGUCGUGAUUUCUGUUUCAAUGCAGGCAAGUUUUAUAUCUCGCUCUAGUUAUUAUUAAUUGCAUACUGAGCGCGUCGUAAUUGCGUUCCAAGCGCGUUCGAAAUGCGUUCCAAUCCUGGAUCUAAUUACUCUCCAUGUACGCCCGAAAUGCAUUCUGAAUGUGUCGGAAAUGUGUCGUAAUUGUGUACCAAACGCGUCCAAAUUGCGUUAUAAUUGAGUUCUAAAUGCAAGUUCGUUCCAGAUCGCACCAUUUAAAUGAAUGUAAUUUAUUCUGAUUUAUUCAGUGUUUCGUGUUUGUUCUGCAGGGAUCAAGGAGAGUGCUUCGUUCAAAUGAAAUCAGUUUGCCUUCAUCUGGAUUGAUUGAUACUGAUGUUGAUCUCUCAUUCUCCCUGCAGGUGAGUCUCACAUCCUGUGAACAUCACUACAUGUACCAAAAAGCAGUACCGCCGAGAGGUUGCGCGGGCCCUGGGGCAAAACUUUCUCAGCCCCAUGACGUCGUCAUUCUGAAUUAUUUGCAUAUUAUCCGACACUAACGCAGAUAGGAUUUAUUUUCUUGGUUAAGCAAUCUUGUAUCAAGAAAUUGUAAGGGCCUUCGUUGCUUUGGAGCCCAUUUUAAAUUGGAGACCCGCGGAAAAGUGCCACCCUGACCCCCCUCCCUAUCGGCUGCCCCGCCAAUAAAACGUUUUUCCUCUUCUCCAGUACCCGCAUUUCUUGAAGCGAAGUCGAAACAACGUCCAGAUAAUGAUUCAAAGAAGAAAACGAUAUAAAACAAGAGCUAUACUUGGGUUUAAAACCUUGGCUGUGGGGCUUGUUAACUUGUCUGAGGUAUGAUCAAUUUAGGGAUAGUACUUGAAGGUAAUAUUUCCGUUGAGGUUCGGUAUAAACUGAGACACGAUAUCUUUCAGAUCUUGCAGUAUCCAGUGAGUGCCAAACGACCAUUACAUAUGCACAUGAAAGGAGAUUCAACAAUUCUGGCGACUGUUACUAUGACUAACUUAACAAGGUAUAUGCACUAUAAGUUGCUCUUAGAUCGUUAAAAUCUUUUUACGAACUUCUGGAUCAUUCUUUUCAUUUUUGUCUGUUAUUCAGCCAACCAGUUGAAAAUGAUUUGGAUCGCGAACUACCUCAACGCAAUUCCGGUAAGCUUCGUGGAGUAUUUAACUUGGUAAUUUUUGCCAGCCCCUGCCUUACCUCUGACUGGAAAAUGACAUUCUCUUUAUCGUAGAUCGAGCUUUAGAAGAUAAUUCCAGUGACGAGGAAGACGAUUCUUACAGUUCUGAAGGUUCUGACAGCGCAGGAGAAAUGGAACCUGCUGUUCAAGUAUGUUGGGCUGUUUGUUGGUUUUGCUUGCACAACGUCCUUGAAACAUUCCUGAGUCAUUUGUUUCCAAAUUUCCAUAGUGAACAGGCUCUAUUGUCUAUAUUUAGGAUAUGCUGGGCCCGUCAACGAAAGGAAGAAAAGUAAAGUUUAGACCGGUAAGAUAUUACUGAACACUUCUACGGAAUAUUCAACUUGUAAUAUUUCUAUAUUACUUUUUCGCAUUAUACACGAUAUAGAAUCAGAUAAAGUUUAAGAAGAAAUUUAUUGCGCUUCUCAAGAAGUUCAGAGUUCCAGAAGAAGAGGUUUGUGAACGAUAACAAUAGAACAAUUAAACAGGAACAAUAGAAUAAUACAUCUGUGAAUAGUAGAACAGUAAACGUGAACAAUAGAACAAAAAACGUGAACAAUAGAACAAUAAACAUGAACAAUAGAACAAUUAAACAUGAACAAUAGUAUAAAUUAAUAGAUCUGUGAACAAUAGAACAAUAAACAUGAACAAUAGAACAAUUAAACAUGAACAAUAGUAUAAAUUAAUAGAUCUGUGAACAAUAGAACAAUAAAUAUGAACAAUAGAAUAAAUAAAGAUGAACAAUAUAAUAACAGAAGUGUAAACAAAGGAACAAAAGAACGAGAAAAAAUGACACUAGAAUAAUUAUGUAUAAUAGAGCACUGGAACAUAAAAUAUUUAUGAACAGUAAAAAAGGUGAAGCACUAAUUGUCGGGUGUUGCAGGUAUUUGGUGAGAGCAGCCCGCGUGAGGCUGAGGGAGGGGAUGAACUGGCUGAUGACGUCAUCUACCCUGAAGAUCUGGAGUUAUAUGAUAGUGAUGCAGAUAGUGACGUGGAACUGGGAGAUAAUGCAAGUAUCAAAUCACAGGAUAAACCUAAACUCAGGUAUGAAACAUGGCGUCCAGUAGAAGAAAUAGUCUCUGAGAAGCUGCUGUUGUUUGUGCAUGAACUACCUAUUAAAUAUUAAAUCGUCAUAUAUAUUUAUUACUACUCUCUAACAACAACUGGUCUGUUUUUAAGGCCAUACUUCGACCGAGCUGCCUCUGUUGAUAGCAUGUACGUGGAGAAAAAACUGGUAGGAAACGACAUUUUACUAAUCCUCCUCAGUUUUGUUUUGUUGCUUUUCUAACUUGUUAGUUGACAAAUAACUAAAGAUUUGAUAAAUAUUGAUGUUUGCAGAAAUCAGGAAAAGGCGUGAAAAAUAUGACGAGGUUUGAUAGUGAAGAAUCGACGGAAACCGAACAUCCCAGUCAGGUAAAACCAUCACUUCACUGGAUAAAACAUAGAUCCAGUGUGUGUACACAUACAUCCACUGUGUACAUACACAUGGAUCCACUGUGUGUACACAGAGAUCCAGUGUGUGUACACAUACAUCCACUGUGUACAUACACAUGGGUCCACUGUGUGUACACAGAGAUCCACUGUGUGUACACAUACGUCCACUGUGUGUACACAUACUGUACAUCCACUGUGUGUACACAGAGAUCCAGUGUGUGUACACAUAUAUCCACUGUGUACAUACACAUGGGUCCACUGUGUGUACACAGAGAUCCACUGUGUGUACACAUACGUCCACUGUGUGUACACAUACUGUACAUCCACUGUGUGUACACAGAGAUCCAGUGUGUGUACACAUAUAUCCACUGUGUACAUACACAUGGGUCCACUGUGUGUACACAGAGAUCCACUGUGUGUACACAUACGUCCACUGUGUGUACACAUACUGUACAUCCACUGUGUGUACACAGAGAUCCAGUGUGUGUACACAUACAUCCACUGUGUACAUACACAUGGGUCCACUGUGUGUACACAGAGAUCCCAAGUGUAUAUACAGCGAAGGUCCUCUCCUCAGUAAUUUGCUUUUCUCUGCCAGAUAAUGUUCGAUUCAUCCUGAAAAUUCGCACAACUUUUGAACAGAGUAUCUUCUUCUAAUCUUGAACUGUCUCUGCCAGUGUAGGUAGUGCCAGUCUUUGAAUGUUUUCAUGUUUUGGUUUGUGGAGGACAACGUAAAGCAUUUGAUUCGUAAUACAGGAUUAUUAGCACUUGUAAAGAUCCACACUUACGGAUGGAAAGCUUUGCAAUUAUAAAUAUUCGAAUAUCUUUCUUUCCUUAGGAGGUCACAUCGCCACACUCUGAUUCCGAACGCCACUCUGACUCCCCUGCGGCUCAUUCAGACACGCCUCUCACUCACACUCAACUACAGAAGUUGAAAGAUGGAAGCAAUAAAACACGACGAAGUUUAUCUGUCAAGGAACGCAAGAAUAAGAAUAAAGUCAAAUUGGAAAGAAGAAAGAGCGACUUGGAGAUACAGGUAAAGUUGAAGCUUUACGAAUAUUAGGGUUUUUUUCUUAUUUAUUUAAUUCCACAAUUGUUGCAUCUUCGCAGACGAUCGAAAAUCAUUAAUCUUGCUAUGUUUGCCGUUCCUCUGCUAAAAUUAUGGAGAGGUUCGGAUUUUAACGUCCGCUACCCGCUACUUAACCAAUCAGAUGCGUGUAAUUAACCCGAUUAGCCAGCCAAAUUCUUACGCAUUAAGACAGUGAGAGGUAGUACUAGUGUUCAAUCUGAAUCUUUCUUAUGUUUCUUAUAUUACCUUAAUUUCCUCUUCUUCAGGAUGUUCCGAAGAGUACGGUCUCAGAGCAACUCUCUGCAUGUUUUCCUUCAGACGAUCAAUUACCACCUAGUAUAUUGAUGGUUGAUACUUCUGAAUGGCAAGGACAGGUAAGAGGGAAGGUUUCUCUAACACUAUUCAACAACAUGACGUGAGUGUUUCCUCACACUUUAUUUAAACACGCUGACCCCGUCAACCGAAGCUGAUUCCCACGAGGGGCGUGUACAAAAGUAUACAUAUAAAGAAAUUUAAAAGCUGUUUGCAAAAUUAUAUAUAGUAUUAUAUAUAACGUAAUUAACUAAAGUAUAGUAUAUAAUAUGUACGCCAAGUUUAAAGUAACUUUUAUCUUAUUUAGUUGCUGGCACUGAAGUUGAAAGGAAAGCAAUCAAGAAUUAUUUGUACGAAUUCUGACAAUGAAGUGCAGGAUGCGAUUGCCGCAAUUUUAGUCAAGUAUCAAAAAUUGUAAGUAAUGAUUUUAUGCAUGCUUUUAUUAAGACAAAUUUUCCACUGCUAAAAUUCCAUGUCUUAUUUCAGCUGUCAUAAUCAUUCCAUCCCUCCUCCAUGUCUGAAGAUCGCCAUUGCUGGAACUGAAGGAUAUAUUGGCGUUGUUUUACGACCCUUUGUUGAACAGUUCUCAUCCAAACCAAUGUGGCAAAGUUAUGUUAGAUUUCUUGUCAUUCCGCUAGGUAGGCACCUAUGAAUAUGUACGGGGCAGUUGAUCACAUGACAGUUUGAACCGGCCUUUUCUUAUUCCGCUUGCCGUUCUUGUUAUUUCAGAAAGCAAUCAUUCAGUGGGGAAAUACAUCUCACAUGUCGAUUCAACAUACAGCUCGUUGUUCAUGGAUAGUGUUUGGAGGGAUGUGUUUGAAAAACCUGAUUCUAAUGCAGGUUUGUUUAAGAUAUAUGUGUAGGUUUGUGUUAGCUUGAAAAAACUAGCAACUUUUUUUUUAUGUGUUAUGUAGAUUUUGAAACUGUGAAUCAACGUAUUAAUACGUAUGUGAAAGGAGCAAGUGUUACACAUCAUCUUCCCAUUGCCGAAGCUCUCAUCAACAGACAUGGCUCUGACGAUGAUUCUUCAAGAUUCAUACCAUUUGUCGGAGUAAGUAAUCACAGAAUAAAUGUAUAAAAAUCCCUUCAACAAUGUGUAUCACUCACUGAAAUAUUUUGCGUAUUACAAUAUUGUUUAUUGUUUUAGAUGGUAAGAAUUGGAUGUGUUGAAUUAGGUAAGUAUCAUGGGUUCCUUUGCCCUAGACUAAAUUUGUGUUUGAAGGUUUAACAUGUCAAAUUCCUACGUUUCCGUGUACAAAAAGCACGAGUAUUGUAAGAUGUACAUGAGUAUAUCUUUGUUUCGCUUUGCAGGUGAAACUGAAGACAUUGUGAAUGGAAAUACUACAUCUCCAGGAACAUCACAAAUCACUCACGUCAAAGAUUCAACUCAAACGACAAACAUCACUAGUGCCAGUCCACCUAAUGAGACGAAACUGGGGUCAGCUGCUAACAAGUAUGUUUUACAUGUUCAAUUGUGAUUUGGAGGAGCCAAGGCCCUUACCAUAAAACUUGCUAUAACAAUAGUGCCAUCCAGUCGUGAUCCAGUUAUUGGAAUGUUCUACAUAUACCGUAGCACAAGGAUAUUCUGUGUUAAAGUUGAUAUAAACUCGAACGGUCUCUGCCAGCGUAUAUAGUGACAAUAACAGCAGAAAGCUGCUGAUCAACUUCCUGAUAAAUUUCUUUCCUAGGGAAAGCAAUGCUCAAACUGCGCUGCCUUGUAAUGAAGUGAUGGACUUACAAGUUGACUAUUGGACGACUGGAGGCAAGAAGGAAAGUAGUAAGGUAAAAACUAGAUGGCAAUUGUAAACUGGGGAGGGUAGGGACUGCGAGGGACUGGGUACAGUUUGUUGCAAUUGGUAUUCGGUAAACGUUUUUAAAAUCUAAGAAUAAUAACGAAUUUCUUGACGACAUCCACAAAUAUUGUGACUAUUCAUUCAUUAUCUAAGAUAAAAUACUAAAUACAAGAUAUCAAUAAAAUGGGUACACAGAUAAUAUUAAACUAAAUUCCGUAGAAUGAUUAGUUGAAAGUAUUAAAAUUAAGUUUCUGAGGUAGAAUUUAACUAUAAGCCGAUCUUGAAGGCAGAAGUUGUAACUUUUCUUUGCAGUCAACGUUGAAGACGGCGUUCAAGUCUUUAGUAGUGAGUAGACAUAAUAAUAUUGAAGAACCAGGGACGUUACAGAUGGUUGCAACAACAAAAGAACAAAACUUAAGAAAAGGUAUUCUCAUUUACAUUUAUUGUAAACUGUCUUUGUUUUCGUCAGAACUACUUGAAAAAUGUAAACAUGUAGAGGAACGUUUAUCAUUGAAUAGUACCAUCACUGAAAUUCCACAUUUGUUGCCGUUCCUGUCAAUGUUCUCCUUUCAUCUCUGGCGAUCUCAAAGUAUUAUUACGUUUCGUUUUCUUCAGUGCACGCGAAGUCAGCGUUCGAGGCAAUGAUGCGUGGUAAGAAGUCGAAAGAACGAGAAUCUGACAGCAAGGGAAUGAUUGUUGCUAAUGUUACCAAACUUGUUUGUACGUCCAAAAGUCAGAGUGAUUCUUUAAACGGUAAGAUUUUCAGUAUGUGUUUAACCGUGAAUUGGGAAUACGAGUGUCAGCUUGUGUCGCUUUACAAACUACCUCACUAUGUUCUUCUUUUAGUUGUAAUCGACGGGGUGACGUGGGAUGGUGUAAAAUUCUUCAGUCUCUCACCUCAAUGGUCAAGACAUGUUAAAACAUUUCCCAUUGGAUUAAUUGGUCCUGUAGAGUCGUGUUUUUAA